CUGUUUUCUCCUUUAGAUGUCUUUGCAGCUAGGCUGAGGGAGGGCCUUUCUAAUGGGCUCUGUGGGUAUCUGAUGUUUGCCUGGCCCACGUGGCAAUGAAGGUGGCACUGUAAAGGGAAGGAGCACCAAACUUCUUGAAUGUUUGUGAUAUUUGUAGUUUUCUUUGACCUCAUUUAAACUUGCAUUCCUUUUUGGCUUUUGCUGUCUUGAUUAUAUUAUUAGCGGGAGUCAGUUUCUUUUGCUGAAUUGUUUUAGAUGUGGCCCUUGACUAUAUCCUGAGCACAAAUGUGGGUUUUGCAUGAUAGUGCCACAGAAAUUACCUAGUUAAGCAAUACAGCUGUGAGAUCCUCAGCUGACUGAGUAAUCCACAGUAGGUGGCAACUCUUACAUCUGAACAGUCAGAGCUUGCCAUCCUGUCCAGAAACAGCACGUACAGAAAUCUGAAAUAGGGGGAAUAGGCCCUUGUUUCACUGCAACGAAAGACCUGAUCAUUCAGGGUCACAAGCAUUUGGAUUUUCUCUGUUGUUGUCUUGUCCAUAUUAUUCUAUUUAUGCUAACCCCUGGUGAUUUACUGCUGGGACCUCCAUAAGAAAGAGUUUUGGAGUAUUUGUUAGGUUGCUGUGGUAAGCCUGAGAGAAAGGUAAGCCCAGUUUAUCUUGUGUUCCUUGUUUAAAAACAGACCACCUUUUCAACCUAUUGUGACUUGAUUCAUACUUUCUCCGUGAUUAUCUAUAGCCACCUCCUACCUCUCCCACUGCCACCUCCUACCCUUCCUAUUGGCAUUUCUCUGUACCUCAGUCCCUGCCCCACGUAGGAGUUUGCAGUGAAGCAGAGGGACAAGCUGGAGUCCUCCUGAUUCAGGGUUGGUCUACAGCAGGUUUGACCACAAAGGGAAGAGUCUCAGGCACUUUGGUAAGAGAGUUGUCCUGACAUUGUUCUUUUCUGGGCAGUUUUCUAGAGUGAAUUUUCUUUCUCAUAAUCUCAUCUUUUGUGGAACAAAAUUUUAAUGGCAAACUCUAAAUAUUGUUGUCUUUUGUCUCCUGCUAAGGUUGAUCGGCCAGAUGUUUAACAUUUGGGCCAUUAUGUCUUAGAUUUGCCACAAGUGCUUUCAUUUGCAAAUGUGCUACUAACCUACUUUUUCAUGGGGCUGGAGUUUCAGGACUGGGAUCUGCAGUCUGAUCUUUAUAGGGCUCUGCACCCUGGUGUCCCUGCUGCUGAAACUGGGAAAAUGGUGGAACCCACCAUUUCAGUGAUAGAGUACUUGGAAUGCAAAUGGCAGAGGUAACUGGUGUUUCAGGAUUCUGGGAAUGACUGAGUUGAAUGAUACUGAUGUUUGCUUCAGACAAAAUGCUUAGCAGAGAAUUUAGAUCAGAGACAUUGAUAAGACUGGAAUGUCAGCCCAAGCCAAGGAUAUGCUUUGUGUGCUGCCUCCUGACAUAAGCCCCACUCUUUCUGUGGGAUUUCCGUUCCAAGGUAAGAUGAUUUUUUUUUUUUCAGAAGCUCUCUGAAUGGAGAGUGGAAGUGUGUCUGAGUGGCUGUUGGAAAGUAGCCAUUUGACACCGUCUAGGAUAGGAAACAAAGAAUUAUCUAGCUUCCUGAAAAGAUUUCAGGGUGGUAUGGUGGCUGACUGGGAGCUGCGCCUGCAUUCUGAAAGGGAUCUCUUCCCUGUCGUGGUUUAAAUUUGUAUUUCUAGUGAGGUCUCUGUCCCAGUGUCUCUGCAUAGUGCAGAAGCAGCUCUGACAAGCUUUGGUUCUUGGCAGUUGCUGGCCAGUUUUCACCAGUAGCUGAUGGAUCUGAAAGCAUGUGAUGGUCCCACACACUGAGUGCGGUGUGAUUCCUUUCUUGGCGUUGGGAGAGCAAGGAGCACAGCUCCAGAAGGGAGGAUUUGCUGUCACACAGUUUUGAGACUUGAUGGUCUUUCAUCUCCUGGAAGAAGGAUUUAUGAUGUUGAUCAAAGGGCCAGAGUUGUAAUCUGGGCUCUAGGGUGGAGCUGUUCAGUUUUUUUGGUCAAUAAUUAAUAAUUUUAACUGCUAAGAGAAUCAGACAGGGUCGUUUUCUCUGGGCUGUUGUUGGAGGCAAACAGUCUGGGAAAAUCUGGAAAAAUCCUAUUAGAAAGAGCCUGGAGAAUAAAAAUCUCUCUGGACGAUUAAUAUGAAGCUGUUUGGAUCUGGCUCUGCUGAGAAGUUGUGGUGCUCAGUCCCUUUAGGUAAAUGAACACUGGCCAUGCUGAGCCUGAAACAAAAUAGCUCCAUCCUGAUUCUUUUGUAAAUAUUACCAAAUGGCAGCAAAUCAAGGGGAAUUUUAUCCAUUCUACUGAUUUAUUAGCUUUCUGUCCCGUGUCCUUCCCUGUUCUGCACUUCAGAGCAGAAAACAUAUGGCUAACUCUGUUCCUGCCUGCCCUGAAAUAUAUUCUGGGAUGAUGAUGCUAUUUUGAGACAAAAGCAGAAGGCUGGUUCCCAUCCUCGGGCUGAAUUCCGUGAUCCCAGGGUUAUCCUGUGUGGUCAGAAAAGUAAUUGUUUCUUGUGGGAUGGGUGCGUGGUGUUAAUAACUUAUUGAAAAUGUAGUUUUAGUGACAAAAAGUUAGCACACUCAUUUUCUAGCUGACCUUAAUUUCUGAUUCAGUUCAAGGCAGGCUGGAUUUGAAUAUCCUUUAGGCUCUCUGGCCUAAAGAGGGGAAAGAGUACAGAAAAACAUUUUGCAGAAUAUGUUGGGAAAUAAGUUUUUGGUUUUGUUUUUCACUUAAAAAUAGCGCAGCAGUUUCAUGGAGACUCUCCUUUGUGUGCUAUGUCCCUGUCUCUUCUGGGGACUAGGAUCUUGCUGGAGGAGGCUGUCCAUGGAGAAAGAGCAGGCAUGUUGUUGCUGUCCUGUGCAGUGGUGUGUUACAGGAAGAUGACAGCAAAUGGCAUCCAGGCCACAGUUGAAGGAGUUCUCAGAACGGGACUAUUGUUGGGAAUCAGAAUAUUUUAGUUUUAGGAAACCUUUUGCUUCUGGGAUUCAAUGCUUUUCGGAAGGAAAAAGGUGGUGCUCUGCUGAUCCUUUCAGACCUGCCUUAAGGUGUGUGUUUCAGGAGUGUUUUACGCAGGCUCUGGAGGGGGUCUCUGUGUGGUUUUGCUCUUCCUAACUCUGAGUGCCUCUUUUUGUGAGCAUUGCAGCAGUGAAAUUCAUCUUUACACAUGGCUGGAACAGAGGAGGUUUGAUUUCACUGCACGAAUCACUUCUGAAAAGUGUGAUUUUUUUCCUUGCUCACAUCACAGCAUUUGGAGGAAACACAAGCUGUAUGGGAAGAGCAGGGCUCAUAACAGCUCUGGCAAUGUAUUCCUUCCUCAUUCUGCUGCCCAGUCUGAAAUACUAGUGUCUUCUUUGUGGUCAAUAUACAAAGUUAUGGCUAUGAGGUUCAUCAGCAUUCCCACUUUACACAAUAACUGGCUUGCUUUCUUUUGGGAUAAGUAAACUGAGGCUUAACAUGUGAAUGGCAUAUGAAUUUCUCACUGCCGUGGGAGGCUGCAAGUUGGUGUAUCAGUGUUCAGGAAAGAGGCCUUCACUGUUUACUCCAGCUGUGUAAGUAAUCCCUGCCCAGUGAUUUCAAAGCUUUGCUGAAGCUCAGAGCAUAUUUCUGCUACGUUUUGUGGGAAGUCUGGUGCGUCACACCAUUAAUUGUCAGUCUGCAGGGCUGCCCUCACAGAUAAGGUGUGCUGCUAGUGUGUGUGAGACCUGUGAUUGAAGUGGGAAAACAAGAUGGAGAGCUAGGAGUGUACCUUCUUGCAUGUUACUAGAUUGAAACUGCAAUUUCAGCAGUGAAUAUAUUUUUCAAUGGUGAAUCUGGUACCAAACCUACCCAAAAACCCCAUUUUGGCUGGCUGUUGGCUGCAGGUACCAAAGCUGUAACUAGUGCUGAUGAUUUGCUGUUGGUGAUUGACAUGGGGAGGUAAAAUCAAUCUUGGAGCAACAGUAGCUGUUGUUUCUCUAGGUAGGCAAAGGUAGAAGUGGCAGACAGAACUUGUAUUGAAGGUGUGUUGCAAUGUGUCUUUGGUGGCUAAUGGACUCAGCAAAGGCCUAGUAGUAAAGGAUAACAAGGGUCCUUUUCCCUUCCAGUACGGUACAUGAUUAUUGGCUCCAUUAAUACAGGCUGCCUGCAUUUCUGCUGCUUUUGGAUGUAGUUUCUGGCUUUGACCUUGUGUUUGUUUGGUUGGUUUAAGAAUAUUUGUAUGAUACAAAAUUAUGAGUUCCCUCUGUAGAAUUGAGCCCAUCCAAAGCAAGCCCAGCUUGUGUACCACAUUUUAAUGUACAAGAUCAAGGGAAGGGAGAGUAUCUAAGGAAUUUUAAGUUUCUAAGGGAGACUGAGGGAAUGGAGAAUUUCUUCCUAGAGCCCUGCUCUGAUCAGGCUCUUGUCUUGAUAGGCCCAUCUGAGUCAGUUGAGUAUAUAGCUGUGAGAGAUGGAAAGGGGCUAGGUGUGACAAUAAAAUGCCUUUGUAGACUUCUCCCUGCCCAGAGAAACCUUUUAUUCCCUUUUUUUUUUCUAAUUGGCAGUUUAUUUUUUUAUUCAGAAUCUACUAAACUUUUUUUUUUUUUAAAGCUGUGGGUGUGUUAAGAUAUAAAUUGUCCCAUCUUCAGGUUAUUAGUGAAAUUUAGCUUCUUGCAAAACAGUCUGUGGGAUGUGGUAUUCAUAUGGUAUGAUGCUGUUCUCUAUACUCUUCUGAAGUUGUUCAGAGGACUUGACAUUCAGAAUUAAUUGCAAUUAACCCUUUUAAAAGUGGCAGUAGAGCAGUUGUCAUUUUGGUGGCAGGGGAAGUGUAACAGUAAGGGCCAGAAAUUUGACUGUGAUUGUAAGAAUUAGGUGCAAAUUCAAGGAAGAGAUUUGGGAAUCAGGGAUUGCUGUUAUUGCCUCUAACUGUUAGAUUAGGUUGCUUUGGAGAGGAGCACUGGGGAAAGAUGAAAUGGAAGGAGGUUGUCUGCUGCAAGACAGCAGACCAGGGUGCACUUGAUGGGGCCCAACCAGGUGAUGACAAAUAUGGAAGAAAAGUAGUUUUGUUCAGUGCCUGCCGGAUGCCCCCAAGUCAUCAGCUAGAUCACGUGAAACUGCUGGGGUACCUGAAAUUCACACUGGACCAGUAUGUGGAGAGUGAUUACACACUGGUGUACCUGCACCAUGGCCUGACCAGUGAGAACAAGCCAUCCCUGAGCUGGCUGCGGGAUGCCUACAGGGAAUUUGAUCGCAAGUACAAGAAGAACAUCAAAGCCUUGUAUAUUGUGCAUCCAACCAUGUUCAUCAAGACCCUGCUGAUUCUCUUUAAGCCUCUGAUCAGCUUUAAAUUUGGACGAAAGAUUUUUUAUGUGAAUUACCUUAGUGAGCUGGAGGAGUAUGUGAAGCUGGAACAGUUGGGAAUCCCAAGCCAAGUGCUGAAAUAUGAUGAAUACCUGAGAUCCCUGCAGAAACCUUUACAAGUGCCCCAGAAGCCAACACCCCCACGCCCACCGCUGCCAAACCAGCAGUUUGGAGUCUCGCUCCAGCAUCUCAGGGAGAAGAGCCCUGAUCAGUCUCCUGUUCCUCUGGUGGUCAGAGACACUAUUGCUCAUUUGCAGGAGCAUGCUCUUGCUACAGAGGGAAUUUUCCGGAGAUCAGCAAAUACACAGGUUGUCAAGGAGGUCCAGCAAAAAUACAACAUGGGUGUGCCUGUAGAUUUCCAGCAGUAUGAAGAUGUCCAUCUCCCCGCUGUGAUUCUCAAGACUUUCUUGAGGGAGCUACCUGAGCCCCUUCUCACUUUUGGCCUCUACAGCCAUGUUGUCAGCUUCCAGAGUGUGGAGGAGGUGAAUCGUGUGGAUGUUGUUCGCAGAACACUCCAGACUUUGCCAGAAGAAAACUACCAAGUGCUCCGUUUACUGAUAGCCUUCCUGGUGCAGGUCUCUGCUCACAGUGACAGAAACAAGAUGACAAAUGCCAACCUGGCAGUUGUGUUUGGCCCAAAUCUGCUGUGGGCCAAAGAUGUAGCCAUCACUCUAAAAGCCAUCAACCCCAUCAAUACCUUUACCAAAUUCCUGCUGGACCACCAGAAGGAGCUGUUUGAGGAUGCAGAGGCCUGAAUCCAGGCCAGCCCACACCAGCACACUGUGCCCACCUUCCCCCUUCUUUAUCUUGGAGCUGCGACCAAGCUGUCUCCAGUACAAAGGGACCAUUGAUUCUCUGGGUGAUGAGCAGAGUGAGGGCUGUGGAGAUGGUGGUGAAAGUGUGCAAGUAAGUGUGCAGGAGACCUACAGCUCCGAUGAGCAGGGGAGCUGGUCUCCCAGCUGCUGAGUGUGGAGUCAUAACCCACCUGUGCAGCUCCUCCAGGGCUCAUCACCAGUCUGCUGCCCUAUCAGAUGACCUGCCUUCCUUUCUUCCUUCCCCUACAUGCAGUUUUUCUGCCCUCCUGGUCCCUUCCUCAGCAAAGGUCUUUUUUGUUUAAGCUCCCCAUAGCCCCAGCUCACCUCCCCUGCCUCAGCUGGGCUGCCUGUGCUAGGGCAGGCUCGCUGGGUUUUGUGACAGAGACAUUCUUACUGCGAGUGCCAUUUCUCAGCACUAAAUGUGCAUCCUUGCCUUUCACCAGAGGCACCUAAAGCAGGGAAGGGAGCCAGCAGUCCUUGUGCUUCAGGUAGCAGCAUGUCCUGCACUUGCAAACAUCACUCUGUACCCCCAGGUUUUGGCAGGCAAGUGAAGAACAGGUUCACAGCAAUGGGCUUUAUUACCUGUCAGACUCCAAAACAAUGAAGGUGAAUUUAGCCCAAAGCCCAACCUCUCUGGAGUCACCCGCUCCAGAUACUAUUCAGUGUUUGCUGGUGUAGUGGAUAAUAUGCCUCCCAUAGCUACCCUGCUCAGGCAUGUUUGUCGUUCCAGCAGCAAUUCUGGCCUGGCUGUGUGGAGGUGCUGGCUAGGGCCCUUUGACAGCUGGUGAGUCUGAAUGGCAGGGAGCAAGUGCCCUGGUGGCCUGUCCCAGCAGCAGCACAAGGCCUCUUCUCCCUCUGGCUUGUGUAUCUGUGCUGACUGGCAUGGACCACCUUGAGAUGUAUUUUUGAGCAGAACUUUCCCCAGCACAAUGUAACAGAGAGCAUGGCCUUGAGGGAAGGUCUGGGGACUGGGGCCAACCUUCACCCUGGAGUGCACCAGGCCUGGAUUACAAACUUCUACCCAGGUGCUGAGCACUCACGUGCCAAAGCUGUGAGGGAACAGCUAUUCCAUGCCAAGGGCCUUUGCCCUGUCUCCUCAGUUCAUACUUUCCUUCCUACCAUAAAAGCCUGGUCAGAUGCAUCCUGUAUGCCCUUGGCACAGCUGGAGAGAUCGGGUAGCCCACAAGGCAGGCUCAGAGUGGAGUGGUCCUGGCACCAUCCCAGAGCAGCUGCAACACUGUUAUGGCAUCGCUGUUGGUUUAGGUUGCAGCAUUGCUGUUAUCUGAGCUAAAAGAGAUCCCUCUCCUUAGCCUGGGUCUCUCAGGGAGGGAACUUCUAGCCUUACUUCACUGGUGUGAUGUAUCUUUAUAUCUUGUGCCCUGCAUGCCUGGGCCAGCCCUCCCUGCUGCAUCUGGCCUCAGGGACAAAUCUUUUGGACCAAGCAGAACUGGUUUUUAAAAAGCUACUGGAUGCUAAAUAGAAUUUGCUAUUUCAUAAUAUUUUAGCCUGCUUAUAAAUACUGACCAAAGGUUGGUGCCCCUGUUGUAAUCAAAAUAAGUGACAUCUGUCACAGGAAUUAAGAAGAUUGCUCUUUUUGCUAAGCUCUGGAAUGGGAAUGGGUGCAAACAUAGGCAGCUCUGCAAGGCAGCACAGGUCCAGCCAGCUGUCUUGGAGGAGGCACACCAACAUGUGGGUGGGAACAGUGAGGAAGAAACUGAGCAUUACUAAGACUAGAGCAAGAGAUGUUCUAGGAUAGGACUGGAUCUGAUCUAUUAUAGAUACUGGGACAUUUUGCCCUAAGGAUGCUACAAGGACUUCCAAGUCUCUCUUCCAAGAGUAGGAGCCUUCCUUGUUUGGCCAGGAUAUGAAUUGUUUCAUCCUGAACAAUUCACAGCAGUAACCAAAUAAAUGUUUUGGAGGUAGAGAUAAUCUGCUCCUAAUCCACCUGUGGUCUCUCCUACAGUAAAUUAGCACAGCUGAUGUGUUGUGGAGGAGUAAUCUCUUGAGGGGGACAGUGUGGAAAGAGGUGUACUUGCCCCAGUGUUUAAGGGGCAAGGCUGCAGAGGCUGAGGGAGCCCAGUUCAGCCCCUCUUUCCCUGCAGGCACCCUGCUCUGUGUAGGCUUUGGUAUGGGGAGAGGGAGAUUUGGUGCUCUGACUGUAUUGGCAGCUGAUGCUGGCCUCACCUCCAUCUCCCUAUGGGAAAGGCAAACCCAACUAACUUCCCCUGCAACAAACAAGCCCAAGCUCAGCAACUUGGAAUCAAAGUGCCUGUGUGCUGGGGCAUAAGGCCUUGGCCCUAUGCGCUCCCUGGGGAAGGUGGCACGUUCCAGCCUUGCAGAGUAGCAAGGACUGUUCCCUGCCUAGUAGCCAGGGGAGCAGUCCUGGAGUAGCUCCUGCCCAGAGGGAGAGCAGGGAUUGCUGCUAGUGUCUGAGUUCUGGCUGGAGUUUGGUGGUUUAUUUUGGGGUUUUUUUUGGAUUUUUUUUUUUAGUGAAUUCUUGAAAUAACAUUUCCUUUUUUAGCAAAACAGAGACUGGUGUAUCCCCUGCAGGCAGGGAUAAAAGCCUGCUCCAGUUCAGUGCCUGGUGGGAGCAGAUUUGGAGGGUGUUCAGGAACUGCUACUGCUCAUGGUGGGAAAGUGCUUGCAAAUCCUAGAAGGGACACAGUGUAAAUAUCCCCUUUCCUCUGCUGCUCCUUGUGCUGGAGUUGCUGAGGGCUCUGGAGCAGGCACAGUAACCAGAGUUGCUUUUGCUUCUGCAAUCUGUUCUCCUGAAUGCCUUGUAUUGAAAUAUCCCUCCUGUGACUUGAGCAAGGAACUGGCCUGGGCCUGCCUACAGCCUUUGCUGGGUGGGUGGUCACCAGAGCCUGCACCUGCCAAGGCCAGGGGCUUAAAUUCCCUCCCCACCUGGUCAGCUUCCUCACACAGGCAGGGUGCUGGCUGGGCUGGGGUUCUCUGCCUUGUAUAGGUGGGAGGCAGUAUCUGAUUAGGUGCUGGUCUGUGUUGGUUUUCUCCUUGCUGUAAGCUGCCCUAGGGUCUCUUCCCUGGCUCUUUCAGGUUAGCUAUUAGCCAUUUCUCCCUGUGGGGAUAUUUGUUCUGCAUCAGCCUUCUGCUUUUAGCACCUAGAACAUUCCCCUUUGCUAAGCCUCCUGCUGUCUUAAUGGCCUUUGAUCACUCCUUGGCCCAAGCUAUGUAUUGGCACCAGAGCUUUUUGGUGGUGCAGGGGGUCGGGGGCCAUCUGGAUGCCUUGUGGCAAUGUUUGCUAACUCGAGAGAGAGCUGAGGGCCAGUUUGGUCCCAGUUUCCUCUUUAUGCACAGGGGCUCCUGUGUGAAAUUUUUGGCUUUGCUUUUGUUGCUGAUGUUCCCUGCCUUCUUUUUUGUUAAUGUUCGUCAGGUGCAGGCCUGGGGUUUUCACAGUUCAGACUGUUUAUAUUCUGCUAAUCUGCACCAAUCUUAUAUUUCACAGUUUGCACUUUUUGUAUUUCAAUAAAAAUUAAAAUGUAA
Molecule: messenger RNA, 9639 nt
Organism: Pseudopipra pipra
Lineage: Eukaryota; Metazoa; Chordata; Aves; Passeriformes; Pipridae
Gene: ARHGAP1
Product: Rho GTPase activating protein 1
Exons: 12
Coding region: 4930-6078 (382 amino acids)
Biological process (GO): small GTPase-mediated signal transduction; negative regulation of endocytic recycling
Cellular component (GO): cytoplasm
Molecular function (GO): GTPase activator activity
Source: RefSeq, a predicted model, not a curated record